CGUGGACUGCAUGUACCCGGUGGAUUAUGGGAAAGACGCCUGCAUCAUCGAGGAGGGCGACGUGGGCUCUCUGGUCUACGUGAUGGAAGAGGGGAAGGUGGAAGUGACUAAAGAGGGGAUGAAGUUGUGUACGAUGGGACCCGGGAAAAGUGUUUGGAGAGCUGGCAAUCCUCUACAACUGUACCCGGACGGCAACUGUCAAAACUCUGGUGCAUGUGAAGCUGUGGGCGAUCGACCGUCAGUGUUAUCAAACCAUCAUGAUGAGAACCGGACUCAUCAAACAUGCAGAGUACAUGGACUUCCUCAAGAGCGUUCCCACCUUCCAGGGUCUGUCAGAGGAAAUUCUCAAUAAACUUGCCGACGUCAUGGAGGAGACCCAUUAUGAAGACGGAGAGUACAUCAUCAGACAGGGAGCCCGAGGAGACACCUUCUUCAUCAUCAGUAAGGGAAAGGUGAACGUGACCCAGGAGGAGUCGGCAAAUCAGGAGCCAACACACCUUAGAGAGCUCACCAGGGGGAACUGGUUUGGAGAGAGAGCUCUACAGGGAGAGGAUGUGAGAACAGCCAAUGUCAUUGCUGCGGAGGCCGUCACCUGCCUGGUCAUCGACCGAGACUCAUUCAAACAUCUGAUUGGUGGACUGGACGAUGUUUCGAAUAAAGGUUACGAGGACGCUGAAGCCAAGGCCAAGUACGAGGCAGAGAACGCCUUCUUCUCCAGUCUGAAGUUGACCGACUUCAACAUCAUCGACACUCUGGGAGUUGGAGGCUUCGGACGUGUUGAGCUGGUUCAGCUGAAGAACAAGGAGGCGAAGACGUUCGCUAUGAAGAUCCUGAAGAAGCGUCACAUCGUCGACACGAGACAACAGGAACACAUCCGUUCUGAGAAACACAUCAUGACUGAGGCGCACUCCGACUUCAUCGUCAGGUUGUACCGGACAUUUAAAGACAGUAAAUAUCUCUACAUGCUGUUGGAGGCUUGUCUUGGAGGAGAGCUGUGGACUCUCCUGAGAGACAGGGGUUCAUUUGAAGACUCGACCACCAGGUUUUACACGGCAUGUGUGGUUGAGGCCUUCGCCUAUCUGCACGCCAAAGGCAUCAUAUACAGAGACCUGAAACCUGAAAACCUCAUACUGGACAGCCGGGGAUACGCCAAGCUGGUGGACUUUGGUUUCGCCAAAAAGAUUGGUGUCUGUAAGAAGACUUGGACGUUCUGCGGCACGCCAGAGUACGUCGCUCCAGAGAUCAUCCUCAACAAGGGUCACGACGUCUCCGCAGACUACUGGUCUCUGGGUAUCCUAAUGUAUGAGCUGCUGACUGGCAGCCCUCCGUUUUCAGGUCCAGACCCGAUGAAAACCUACAACAUCAUCUUGAGAGGCAUCGACAUGAUCGAGUUCCCCAAGAAGAUCACCAAGAACGCCGGCAACCUCAUCAAGAAGCUCUGCAGAGAUAAUCCCUCAGAGAGACUCGGAAACCUGAAAAACGGAGUCAAAGACAUCCAAAAACACAAGUGGUUUGAAGGUUUUAACUGGGAAGGUCUGAGGAAAGGAACUCUGACUCCACCCAUCACACCUGAUGUUUCCUCUUCAACUGACACAAGUAACUUUGACAAUUUCCCCGAAGACACAGAGGAGCCGCCACCAGACGACAACUCUGGAUGGGAUUACGAUUUUUAGCCCAGUACAUAGUUAAACUUUCAACCCGACGCUCUACAAUGUGAAAUCUUGGAGGAACAAUAAUGGUUCACCAGGCUGAACAAAGACAAACUUUUUUCAAGCAUUUUGGAUCCUGUGGGAAUAGAACUCCUAAUGCUUUGAGAGGGAGCCGACGGAAAAGAACUGGAGUCCUGUCGUUGAGCAAACUGUUCAAACCAUCCAGAGGAAUUCUGAGCUGAAACCUGAAAACAUCUGAGAGCUGGAGGAUAAGGUGGUUCAAGUAUGAGACAAUCAAUCUCGUCUACAAGUUUUACCUGUUUCCAAGAAAUGGUCAACUUGUUUAUCAAUUCUCAGAGAGGGGAAUGGAUCCUGGAAAUAUUAGAAGAAUUAAUGCCGAAUCCAAAGGGGUUCAAGUAAGUUGUUGACUUUUGUGACCUGGAAAAGUCACUCUACCAACUCCAGUUAGACCCCUAUCAGAACUCUGAUGUUUUUUGAACAAGAGAUACUUGUGCCCUGAUGAAAGGAUAAGUGCUCAGUGAAGACACCACUCAUCCCAGUUAUGCCCCUUUACCCUGCUGAUAAGUUACAUAACUUAACUUAUGGCCCUUAGCUGCCACUGCAACCAAAACAGCGAUUCAACAGACCCAGGCUCCAUUUCCAAUCGUUUAGACUGAUGGGCAGCAAGAACAAGGACAUCACCAGGGUUGUCGAGUUAGGGAACCUCCCUUCACUGGUGUUUUUCCCAAUUAGUCCCACUACACCUUGAGAAGGACGGUCAGUGAGUUCUGACGUCCCAGAGCCUCCCCCCUCCAUGCUAGCUCUCACCAACCACCGUAACCACACACAGAACUUCUAUAUCUCAACUACCCUACCACAUGGCCAUCACAGCCCAAACAGCAUUGCCACCUUUAACAGACCUAGGCUCUGUGCAUGCUAGUUCCUUAAUGCUGAGUUCAAUGCUGCAAAUAGAUUCCUUCAACUGAGAACACUGCUGAUUCCUUGUUUAACUGCAGCAGGACCUUGGGUAUCUCCACCAUUCAGCAGUCAUUCUCACUGUAGAGGUUGUUUUGACUCCCCGUAGAUUGCAGCAACUCCCAGAGAUGAUGAGUCCUUUGAAUGCUGCGAACUUGACCAACAUUCAGCACUCCCAACCACAAAGAAGGUGUUUUAACCUGGAGCAGGGUUCUUUCAGAGGUAAAAAAAAGGAUACCAUGAAUUUACUUAGACCCUUGUCCCCGCUGACGAAACAUACCAAGUAUUUUUAAAUCCCAUGAGAAACGUCCUAGGGGGAAAGCAGCUUCCUUGAGAAAAGACAUGCUGAUACAUCAAACAAGGACAUCAAGCAGAUGUCGCCUAUGACCUUAUUUUUUUCCCCCAUUGCUUUCAUGCUUAGGAUGCAUACUCUUCACCAAAUGCACUUUUUAUGAAGCAGCCAAAAGAAAACCAGGUCAGGAUAGUGGGUCAGAGGAGAGAUACUUGCAGCUAUCCGGUUUCUAACCACGGAAAGGAUCUUAAACGGUCCCUUCAAAUGUCACUUCAUGAUAUUGGAGACUACAGCCGUAUUUUUUUAGCAGCUCAUUGGAAGCCUCAGCUCCUGUCAAGUGUCCUUGAUCCCUGGCUGAUUCAUGACCUUUCUCUCCUUAGAAGAAGAUUUUAAAAGACUGCUGCCCAUCCUGUGGUAUCUGCUGUUUGUGGUUCACAUUCUGGAAGCAGUUCAGUAAGUCCUGGGGGCUUUUCCCAGGUUUGACUCUUCAAGCGCAGACUAGAGGAGAUGCAGUUGCCAGAUGAAUCCCUGGUCCAAGUAGCAAACUAUCUCCACCGACCUCGGAAGACAAAAGUGAACUUAAGAAAGGAGACGGGAAGGAAAACUCUAAGUCACCAUGAUGCCUUCACUUCUCAUUUCACUUUUGGGGAACUUAAAAUCCAAGGACUGAAGGACAAAAAGGUUUGUUUGUAGCAGCUGUGGUCCUCCUCCGUCAGUAACGCGCAGUGAUCUGAUCAUUUCUACUUUAACUUUCCUUUCUACUUUUCCUUUUGUUGUGAAUCUUUGGAUCAAAGCAUGACAAAAUUAUUUUGUAUAUAUUUUCCAAGCCUUCCUACACAUUUUUGCACACACCUACAAACACUCCAUUUGCACAAACACAUACACGACUUUGUUACAUUUCUUAACACCAUUUCUUUUCUUGGUUUGUCAAAAUUGAGAUCAUUUCAUGACUGUUUCUUUUUGGUUCCAAACCUCUGAAUGAGGAUCCACAUCUUCACAUUCUUACAGUAACUUCACAACAAAUCUUGAGCUGAAGAACGUGUGCAGUCUUCAAAGUUUGUAUUCUUCCGCGUAAAAAAAAAGAUUUUAACAGAAAUAAAAGGAGGAAUUUGUUUUGUAUUUCUAUUUUGUGGCCUUUUGUAAAAGCAGCUGAUUGUCGUUGUUUGGUAUAAAGACUUUGUAAUAGUGCUCUGAAUUUAUUGUGAUAUUUUUGUAAACUGAUCAGCGGUGUGUCUUCUGUGAGCUCUGCAUGAAACCUAUGAAAUUCAUGUGUUUGGUUUUCAACUACAGCAAAGUUUAAAAAUAACAACCAAACAGGCAGAAUGUGAAAUGUAUUAAUUUAGUCCAGAGAAAAGUCAGCAUUUAAACUUCACCACCAUACUCUGGAAAAACUGCCUGGUUGAAACGUCAUUUAUUUUGAAAACAAAACGAUCCUUAAGUGAUUUUAAAAAAUGUGUUUGGACCAGAAGUAGAAUAAUUUAAAGUUUAUGUUGAUUAUAUUUUGUGAGUAUUUUAUGAGUUUGUGAAACGAAGCUCGCGUGUCACUGAUGUAUUUGUAUAUAUUGGGAAUAUAGUGCUUUAUAAUGUGCCUGCCGUUUGUAGAUUAUUAUUAGUAGUAGUAGUACUACAGUGGUUGCCAUGGUAGCUAAUGAAAUGUUCUGACUUUCUUGCUCUAUCAGUUCAAAAAGCUUUAUGGGCAUGACUGUUAACACGACAAAACAAAACCUUUUUGCCAAAGCAGGUUGAUCUGUUUGAAAAAUAAAGUAAAAAACUAAACUAAA
This is a messenger RNA of Labrus bergylta (ballan wrasse), 4697 nucleotides long. Lineage: Eukaryota; Metazoa; Chordata; Actinopteri; Labriformes; Labridae. The record is from RefSeq and is a predicted model, not a curated record.